This is a messenger RNA of Diatraea saccharalis (sugarcane borer), 2229 nucleotides long. The record is from the annotation of a GenBank genome assembly. NCBI's taxonomy places the organism in Eukaryota, Metazoa, Arthropoda, Insecta, Lepidoptera, Crambidae.
GUCACUACCGCGAGGCUACGUCGAGUAUACGUCGCACUGGUUCAUGUUAUUGCUGAAAACAAAAAUACGUUGAAAUAGUGCAUCAGUCUUUAUACAACGGGAAAAUGUUCGAUACUAUAGUGCUCGUCAUUACAAAAUCAAGGUGAAACAGCCACCUGGGUAUCAGAGUGCACAACGUGGUGUGGCUGGCACCACUAGCCCGUCGUUUGUUAUCAAACAGCGAGGGCGAUGGCGGAGGCGCCGCCCGGGAACAUCGUCAAGGAAGGAUGGCUUCAGAAGCGCGGCGAGCAUAUUCGUAACUGGCGCGACCGCUACUUUAUACUGUUUGAUAAUGGAGACUUGGUCGGGUUCAAGACGCAGCCCGAGCGGAACAACUACCGCGACCCACUCAACAAGUUCACGGUACGGGACUGUCAGAUCAUGGCUGUGGACAAGCCACGGCCCUACACAUUCACCAUACGCGGUCUACAGUGGACCACUGUCAUCGAACGCAACUUCAGUGUCGACACUGAAAAGGAACGUGAGGAAUGGGUGGCUGCCAUCCGUUUUGUGUCGGGACAGCUGAGCUCGGGCAGCAGUGCCGUAGCGGCAGCGGGCGCGGCGGCGGGCGCGACGGCUGCGGCGGGCGCCGAUGGUGACGACCACGAUAUCGCACAGCUGGGCACCAGUUUCAGAGACCCAAGACGAAUUACUUUGGAGAAGUUCGAGUUCGUAAAGGUGCUAGGGAAGGGCACGUUCGGUAAAGUGGUGUUGAGCAGGGAGAAGGGCACCGGCAAACUGUACGCCAUGAAGAUACUGAAGAAACACCACAUCAUACAGAAGGACGAGGUCGCCCACACCAUCACCGAGAACAGAGUCCUCAAGAACACCAAGCAUCCAUUCCUUACGGCGCUGCGCUACUCGUUCGAGACGGUGGACCGCGUGUGCUUCGUGAUGGAGUACGCCAACGGCGGCGAGCUGUUCUUCCACCUGUCGCGGGAGCGCUCCUUCAGCGAGGAGCGCACGCGCUUCUACGCGGCCGAGAUCGUGUCCGCGCUGGGCUACCUGCACGCGGAGGGCAUCAUCUACCGCGACCUCAAGCUCGAGAACCUGCUGCUCGACAAGGACGGCCACAUCAAGAUCUCCGACUUCGGCCUGUGCAAGGUGAACGUCCCGUACGGGCGCACCACCAAGACGUUCUGCGGCACGCCCGAGUACCUGGCGCCCGAGGUGAUCGAGGACACGGACUACGGGCCCGCCGUGGACUGGUGGGGGCUGGGCGUGGUCUCGUACGAGAUGGCCUGCGGCCGCCUGCCCUUCUACAACCGCGACCACGAGGUGCUGUUCGCGCUCAUCGUGGGCGAGGAGGUGCGCUUCCCGCGCGCGCUCUCCGCCGCCUGCCGCGCGCUGCUGCAGGGGCUGCUCACCAAGGAGCCGGCGGGGCGACUCGGAGCCGGGCCCGACGACGCGGCCGAGAUCAUGCACCACCCGUUCUUCGCCGCCAUCAACUGGACCGACCUGGUCGCCAAACGGAUCCCGCCGCCGUUCAAGCCGCAGGUGGAGUCGGACACGGACACGCGCUACUUCGACUCGGAGUUCACCGGCGAGUCCGUGGAGCUCACGCCGCCCGACCACGACCAUCAGCUGCAGCGGAUACAGGAGGAGCACUUCCCGCGCUUCUCCUACCAGGUCACCCAUCACAUUACAGGACAGCCCCGCCACCCCGCCGCCAUUUUUAGAUGUUAAAAUCUAGCUUAUUUAGUCCAAUUCACUUCACGUUCGACGGGGAGGCGUAAACUACACAGAACAUGCAAUUUAAGCUCACCACGGGUUCAGGUUUCCACUGUUCUAAAUGUAUUUAGAGAAUGCAAGUUUUGCUGAGGAACAUUCGUCCCAUAAGUGUAAGGAUGAUUAAUGGCUUAAAAAAUAAAUAAUACUAUUUAGUCCUUCAGUCAGAUUCAGAACAAGAAAUCACUUAGAUAACGUCACGCGACAUUUUAACUCAGUGUGUUGCCGUAAUUUAUAGAUUACCCAAAAAAUGCAUGUUUAAUAUUGUUGAACAAUCUACCUGAGUGACGGACAACCCUAUUGCAGGACAUCUGCUCGUCGGCGCACUCGGCGCUGUCGCACCUGUCGCACCUGUCGCAGCACUCCGCGCUCGCCGACCGCCGCCACUAGCCGCCGCCACUCGCGCCACUCGCGCCGCCACCACUACCACCACACCUUUUGUAUAUAUUAAACUUAGGAUCG